This is a messenger RNA of Triplophysa dalaica, 1353 nucleotides long. RefSeq lists its product as uncharacterized. Bases 111 to 752 code for a protein of 213 amino acids. Lineage: Eukaryota; Metazoa; Chordata; Actinopteri; Cypriniformes; Nemacheilidae. The transcript has 7 exons. The record is from RefSeq and is a predicted model, not a curated record.
UUUCAAAAGCUUAUCUUCUUGUAAAUCACUUUAUAUGUCAGUAGUUUCAGUUUUGAUCGCACUGGCAGUCACUGUUUCAUGUCUCUGGAGCUCACGCAUAAACGUUAACCAUGAAGAUUUUAUUUCAGACAACAAAGGAAUCGCCUAAUAGAGGACGAGAUGCUAUACUUUUGCGGGAAAAUCAUGAUCACUCAAAAUGUGAUUGUUCAUCUGAAGACUUCACAAAACCUACGUUGUCACUGGGAAAUUGGAUGAAAAUGCUUAAGAUGGGCUCAGAGUAUGAAUUGCAACAGAAGGAGUCUAUCACCUUGGAAUCCAGUCAACAAAUUAUAAUAAUCCUAGCAACACAGUUGGAAAGAAUCACAGCAAAGGUAGUCUCUGGAUUUUGCCUACAGCACCUUGUGGUUAAAGAUUUGUCUUUUGUGGAUUGUAAAUGUUUUAUCUCAAAGUGGUCGAAGGAGCUGAAAUGUUUAAAGCUGAAAAACAAAGACAAGGUUUCCUCUGCUGAGAGUUUCAGGAACUGUUCAGAAGAACUGAACAUUUGUAAACUCUUUAAAGGCAAGACACUGACAGAAGAUCAGAAAUAUUUAUUGUGGUGGAUUCAUGUUUUGCAGUCAUUUCCUAAGUCCUCAGUUUGUCAAGAUGGAUGUUCUAGAGUUGAGUUGCUGAAUCUAUACAGUCAGUGGAAGAAAGGGCAGCUGAUAAAUGUGUUUCCUAUUAUAGACUUUAUCAUGAGAAAACUACUUACAUAAAAGGUAUGAUAUACUGGGUUUAUAUUUCUGUAGCGUGCCAUUUUGUUGCUUGUUCAUUUCUCUAUUUUACUUCUGUUUCACUUUUGGGUUUAAAUUUCAAAACAGAAACUGUUUUUAUGGGUCUUCACAUGCCUUACCUUAGGAUUUUGCUAGUGAUACAUUAUCUGUCUGUCUAUAACAGAGAAAAGCCACUUCAAACAGAAAGACUUCCUGAUUAUACCUGUUCCGUGUAGCUGUUGAUAAGGAACAAGAAAAACAAGUUGUUUUUCCCCUUCUCGGAAGCCCAGAUAAAAAUAGUUCACUAAAAUCUAUUUAAAGUGCUUUCUUUCACACUAAUUUAUACUAAAUAUACAAAAUGUAUCUACAGUACUUUUUAAUAUAAACUUAAGAUAUAGGCGUACUCAACAGUGUUAUUUUUGAACACCAUUAUUAGAAGUACUGAAGAAAAUGGAGCACGUUUAAGUACACAAAAUAAAGUGUUUUUAUUGUAUAUUUUUUUACCUUGGGGCAUUGUUGCUGUUUGAUGUUUUCAUGAUUUGUACAUUCUGUAUCAUUCUAUCAUUCAAUUGUUAAUAAAACAAUAAAAGUUUCUAUGAAAAUA